This is a messenger RNA of Baudoinia panamericana UAMH 10762, 467 nucleotides long. RefSeq lists its product as uncharacterized. The transcript has a single exon. Bases 114 to 383 code for a protein of 89 amino acids. The record is from RefSeq and is a predicted model, not a curated record. NCBI's taxonomy places the organism in Eukaryota, Fungi, Ascomycota, Dothideomycetes, Mycosphaerellales, Teratosphaeriaceae.
GAGUGGGUCUUGCCCAUGCUCACCACACGUGGCAGCCUCCCGCUGCGCAUAAGAUCGCAGACUGUGGCUGACAACCCAGAGGAGCUAUCUGGUACGGAAGGAUUCUAGGUCUUAUGAUCUGUAUGCAAAGUCCCGCAGUAGGCUGCCGCGCCUUGAUGAGCACGAAGAACCUCGCGGACAUUGGUCGCCGCCAUCACUAUCGCUCAGAUAUUGCUAGACGAAGUGCAUGGGGAGGUGCAUUGGCUGGUCGAUCAUAUGUGGGGCCACUCCUGCGACUGCGACACCGACUGAAAACUUGGAUGCGAAACACCAGCCUUUCACCCCAGACGUUCAUCGCACAUGCGGAGGCUUGGACUUCCCAUAAAAUCAACAGCAUGUUAUGAAUCUACGUCUAGCGAAUCCACUUCCGUAAGUUCUUCAACGAAUGUCUACUGUUCCCUGAGAGCAAUAGGCCUGGCACGGAGACC